GUGGUAUACAUUAGGUAUUCAGAAGGAGACGACCGCAGUGCACUUUUGCGUCGUGCGCGUUUGACAAGACGUUUGCUCUGGGAGGCCUGUAUGAGGGAAUGCUGCUUGCCAACGACAGAAACGCCUAGCAGUCGACAUCGAGUGAGGAGGUGCACGUUCCUCGCUAGCGGAGUGGAAGUGCAGAUUGCGACGACUCACGGUGUACUCUUGCCAUCUUUCUCGCAGCUCCUGGCCGUUUCGUUCGUUCUUUCUUUCUUAUUGCGCUCUUCGUGCAACGACCGCUCCCUUCUUUUUAUUCCUUUGCUCGUUGACGGAAGGACCGCUGCAGCGAGCGACUGCUUCCUUUACAAGCGCUGCGGGAGAUAACACCGCACUAGCGUUAGCUUGGCGCCCAACGCCAGGCCUCUUCAUUCGUCGGCGUGCACCUACGCUGGAGGCUCUCGGCGACUACUAGUACAGUGUUAUGGGCCAUGGACGGCGCCGUAGGAGCGCGCUGUGGGCCAGCGGAGUACUGUGCAGCAGGUGGUCGUUCUGUUUGCUGACGACGGCUCUUCUAGCGCACGCCGAUUAUGCGGCCGCCAGGGGUGUCCACAACGACUCCGGUCCCGCUGUCGUCGAUGAACAAAGUUUACUGCCGGAGAAAGGCAAGCCAGCGGGUUCCUUACCGAAUGCGACGGUCCCAGUGUCCUAUGAGGGCGAGGAAAGGCUUCAGCUGGUACAGAAGGAGGAAGAAGCCGGAAAUGCCUCGUCAUCGUUCACGUGGCAGCACCAGCAGCAGCUCGCCGCUCCUCUCCUGGUGUUACCGUGCGUGCCGCCAUCCAUCGAUGAGUUCCCGCGGGACCCGUUCACACAGGAACAGCGGCUCCAGGGAUGGGUGGCCAUGCACUUCCUGGUGCUCGCCUACCUCUGCUGCAUGCUGGCCAUAGUAUGCGACGAGUACUUCGUGCCCUGCCUGGAGCGGCUGUCCGACGCGCUGAAGAUAUCAUCGGACGUCGCCGGUGCUACGGUCAUGGCUGUCGGCACUUCGUCGCCUGAGUUGUACUCUGCCAUAAUUGGUUCUUUUGUCACGGAGGGAGACAUCGGGGUCGGCACCAUUGUGGGCUCGGCCGUGUUCAACAUCCUCGGAGUCACCAGCGUGACCGGCAUCUAUUUGCUCAGCACGACAGCGCAGCUUGAGUGGUACCCCAUCGUGCGGGACUGCCUGUUGUACGUGGCCAGCGUGAGCGUGCUCGCAGUCUGCAUCGCUGACAGCACUGUCCACUGGUACGAAGCUGCAUCUCUGCUGUUGCUCUUCUGCGUCUAUGUCCUGGUGAUGCACUACAACCCGCAGCUCAAGAGCCUGGCCGUCGCUCAGGUAGACGACAUUGUGGCGUACAUAAAGUCCGAGAAGUCAGCGGAGCGACCAGGAAAAAGCAAAGCCCCGGCGGACCCAGCCGCAGCCACCGGCGCUUCUGCAGUGAGCGAGGUGGCGGCGCCCCUUCUCUCCACCAACCACGUCUCACAGUCUCCGAUCAAGUCUACUGCUGCAGUGGUCCCGAGAAGCGGUAGCCAGGCAAGAUUGGGCGUAGACACCGAGAAUGGCUACGACGACGUAAGCGGCGGGACCCGUCCGUUGAUGAGGCCAGACCGCCACACACAAGUCGUCGCCGUUGAGAUCAACGGCGAGGCGGAAGUGGAUUUCGUGAAACCCCAAGCCUCUUCAGAGGCGCAAUCAUGCACCGACAAACCCAGUAGCCGUGGGUGCCUGUCCCGCACGUGGUGUCUGGUCACACUCCCUGCGUCGCUGCUGUUUCGUGUCACGGUGCCGGACUGUCGACGCUGGCCGCGCAUGUUCCCGCUCACUUUCAUCAUGGCCGUGGUCUGGAUCGGCCUGCUGUCCUACCUUUGUGCCUGGAUGGUCACCGUCAUUGGCUAUACGCUGAACAUACCAGAUUCGGUGUCCGGCCUCACCAUUCUCGCGGCUGGGAUAAGCGUACCUGAGAUCAUCACCACGGUGCUCAUUGUUAAAAUGGGUUUCGGCAACAUGGCGUUCAGCAACCUGAUCGGGAGCAACAUCUUCGACAUCCUGUUCUGCUUGGGCCUUCCCUGGUUGGUGAAGACGUUGUGCAACACCGGAGGCCGGUUGCGCAUCAACAGCGGCGCACUGACUUACACGACGCUUACGCUGUUGGGCACGACCGUGCUCAUGCUAGUCACACUGUGUGCCGCUAGGUGGCGCCUCAACUGGCGCGUGGGCCUCGUCUGCCUGGGACUGUACGUCGCCUUCCUGACGUUGGCGUGCUGCUACGAGCUCAACUACUUCGGACCUUUCAACCCGCCCACGUGCAGGGAAUAGGGCGGAGAUCGAUGGAUCUCUGUGCAGAAACACUUGUGACGUGCAUUGUGCCACUUGAACUUCAACAUAGCAACGAACCAGACUUUUGUAGUGGCCUCGUGUGCCGUUUCGUUCGUCCUCGUGUUCAUUUCACGGCGCCUACCUUACAUGGACAUCGUACCAAGAAUUGACUAUGAAGCACGCCGUGGUGGGGGACUCCAGAUUCAUCAUGACUACCUGCGGCACUUUAACGUGCGUCUGAUAAGCGUGGUGCACGCCCAUUUCUGCCCAAUCGGAAUGGGACCGUCACGACCAGGAUGGGAAACGCGAUCUGAGAGCCUCUGUUUGCCGUGAGCGAGUAGCAGUGCGAAGGCAUUAUGUUUGUUGUUUGUGUUAUCGACAAUAGUAUGUCUGUAAGGGCUCCAAACUCACAUGCUCUUCGCUUGUAGGGACUAUAUGUCAUUGACCGGCCACCUUCGCUACAUGUUCAAUAUUUCGUAUGGACUUCUCUUUUGUGAACUUCAGCUGUAGACACUUUUUUCAAAAUGUUUAUAAGCGAAGUUCGGAAUGCUUACAAGCGCUAGUGUACGAGAUGCUUUGAGGAUGCCGGCCUCAGUCCUAAGAUCGUAUACGUAGGACCGUUAUCGUUCGUACUGUUGUUACGCUGCAAAACACGAGCGUGUUAAAGUGUGCUUACCUGGAAAUGUACUUGUAGGCACCGUAGUUACUUCCAAGCUACACGUUAACAGUUCCUAGACUUUGUACCUGCGGACAAGUGCUGACAUACGAAUACAUUUUUACUCGCGGUUAUAACUUGAGGACCAAGACGACGGGUUCGCGCUUCACUGAGGUUGCGAAUCUUGGCGACGUAGUACCGUUGUGACAGCAAUACAUAUAUACACUAUUCACUUCUUGUUACGAAUAACGUAAUAGUUCUUAAACAGAGACGUUAUUGUUUAGAGCAUGCAUGAUAUAUGUAUAGAGCAUUUUCGAUGGGAGCUUUCGUUCCCGUGGCAUAGACAGUAAGCUAAGAAUUGGAUGGAUACUUAGGAAGCGAAUUGCGGUAAACACACCGAUAUACGGUCGGUUGGGUACCCUGCAUCAAGGAAUGUGAAAAGGGACUGAAAUAUGAGCAGGAGGAGAGAAGUGGCGCCUGACCUGACAGGCGUUGGUAGAUUUGUGUGUAUACCCUCUUGACCACUGCCGUAAGGAUUGAUAGUAUCCGAAGAUGACUGAGAUUGCGUUCGAUUUCGCGACAGAAGAGAGCCCUGUCCUGGCUCUCGUCAACUUUUCAAGGCCAUACUGCAAUGUUUUGUUAACAUUUCUCACAAGAAGGAUACCAGCAAUCGACAUUAAUUUGUACAUUCAUACUUGUAACCGCUUAAAUAUGCGGUUUAAUCUUACCAUAAUCCAAUUAAAGUUCGCCAGGGAGUUGCACUGUUUUUAAUGUUAUGUUGGCUUUUGAUAUACAUUGAAUGACAGGUUGACCGUUAGGUAUCGUGCGUUAACUUUCGACCAUCGAAAUCAUGGUAGCUACGACAAUUUAAAGCGCACAUAACGCGUUUAAAAGCUCAACAAUCAGAAC
This is a messenger RNA of Rhipicephalus sanguineus (brown dog tick), 3899 nucleotides long. RefSeq names its product sodium/potassium/calcium exchanger 5. The record is from RefSeq and is a predicted model, not a curated record. Gene Ontology annotation, biological process: calcium ion transmembrane transport; intracellular calcium ion homeostasis. The coding region runs from base 464 to 2335 and encodes 623 amino acids. Lineage: Eukaryota; Metazoa; Arthropoda; Arachnida; Ixodida; Ixodidae. Gene Ontology annotation, cellular component: membrane. Gene Ontology annotation, molecular function: calcium, potassium:sodium antiporter activity; calcium channel activity. The transcript is spliced from 11 exons.